AUGCCUGCUUCCCCUAGUGUCCCCAAAAAGGCUGCUAGACCCCAAACCAUCACGCCGCUGGCUGUAGUUGGUGGAGUGGCGAUGGACGUAACAUGCGGUAUUUCUGGCUCACAGCUGGGCACUUCUCAUCCCGGAAAGGUGACCAACUCAAUUGGAGGUGUGGGUCAUAACAUCGUUCUGGCUAUCCAUUACACUGGGUCCAAGCAUGGUAUCUCCCCACGGCUCAUCUCGGCAGUGGGUCAGGACGGGGAUGGAAACGAGAUUUUAUCGCACAUGGAAAAGGUGGGUUUGGAUACCAGUGGCAUCAAGCAGGACUCUAAGGAGGGAACAGCCAGAUAUGUGGCUAUGCAUGACAAGAACGGAGACCUCGUUGUGGCAUGUGCGGAUAUGGACAUUAUCCAGAACCUCGACGUGGUUCAUAUUGGCCAGCAGCUUACUACAGCUCAGCCAAAGUGGAUCAUGAUGGACGGAAAUAUCGGACUGGAGGCCAAAAAGGAGGUGCUCAAAUACGCACGGGACAAGUCUGCACAGGUGGCAUUCGAACCCACGUCUGUCCCCAAAGCCGCUGCUCUUUCCGAGCUCAAUCUGCCCGUUUACCCCAACAACUCCAUUGCCUUAGCCACCCCCAACACUGCAGAGCUCGAGGCCAUGUUCGAGGCAUUCCACGAGAAGGGCCGAUUUGACGUUGACGACUGGUUUCCAGUCAUAGACGGUCUUGCUCUCGGAGCUGACUUUAGAAACGGAGCCACCAUGUUGUCGCACCAACAUCGUGGACUCAAAGCUAUUCUCGAACAAGGAACUCUGGCCCAGGCAAUCCACAUGCUACCAUACAUCCCAACUUUGAUCAUCAAGGGCGGAGCCAACGGCGUCGUCGUCUUCCAACUCAUUGAUGAUAUCGAGUCUGCCAUUCAUUCACAGCGUUCUGCUUCCAAUAAAACGCCUGGCCUGUUCCAGAAGGGCAACGCUGCGAGUGGAAACACCAAGGUCGGCGUCUACAUGCAGUACUUUGAGCCCGAAGAAGUGGGCAGUCAGUCGAUUGUAAGCGUGACUGGAGCUGGAGACACUCUGUUUGGAACCCUGGCCAUGGAGAUUGUCAAGGACGAGUCCUGGUUGAACGAUAUGGGAGACAAGAAGAGUGCAGUUGUUUCUCGAGCCAUGAACAAUGCUGUGAAGACUAUUCAGAGUAAGGACGCUGUCUGCAAGAGCAUCCUUUAA
Messenger RNA from Yarrowia lipolytica CLIB122, 1215 nucleotides. RefSeq lists its product as uncharacterized. The record is from RefSeq and is a predicted model, not a curated record. NCBI's taxonomy places the organism in Eukaryota, Fungi, Ascomycota, Dipodascomycetes, Dipodascales.